AUGUCUCCAUAUAGACUAGUGUAUGGUAAGGCUUGCCAUUUGCCUAUAGAGCUGGAACAUGGAGUAUAUUGGGCCAUUAAGCAAUGUAAUUUCAAUAUUGAUGAAGCUGGUUGUGUGAGAAAAUUGCAGCUAUCUAAGUUGGAUGAGUUGAGGAUGGAUGCCUACAACAACUCUAAGUUGUCCAAAGAAAGAACCAAGAACUUCCAUGACAAACACAUCCAACGUAAGACUUUUGAGCUUGAUCAACAAGUGUUAUUGUACAAUUCCCGGUUACACUUGUUCCCUGGUAAGUUAAGGUUUAGGUGGAGUGGACCUUAUGUGGUACAAACUGUUUUUCCUCGUGGUUCUAUAGAGAUAAUGAAUCCUCUCAAUGGUAACAUUUUUAAGGUUAAUGGUCAAAGGCUCAAGCCUUUUAUUUCUAACUUUGCACCUGAGGAAUCUACUAUACAUUUGCUUGAUUCUAAUUAA
This is a messenger RNA of Juglans regia (Persian walnut), 468 nucleotides long. RefSeq lists its product as uncharacterized. Lineage: Eukaryota; Viridiplantae; Streptophyta; Magnoliopsida; Fagales; Juglandaceae. The transcript has a single exon. Bases 1 to 468 code for a protein of 155 amino acids. The record is from RefSeq and is a predicted model, not a curated record.